CAGAACCAGUGCUUGGGGCUUUGAUCUGCUGGCAAUGAUGUGAUUUAAAAAACAACAACAACAGCAACCCCACCAGGAGAACAUAAAGCGCAGCAUGGAAGGGUGGUCCGGCAGCCGGGAUUGGCACCAUCUCCUGGCUCCCCAUGAAGGAGAAGACCCCCCAGCCACAUGUCUCACACUGUCUACGUGAGUCAUCCGACCCAGGUGCCCGAGUCACACUGAUCAAGGCGACAACUUAAAGCUGGGAGAACAACAUGGAGAACAGUGCGAGUCCUCGUGCCGCGGUCUUUCUCAUCCUGUUCGGUCUGGUUACGCUGCUGAUCAUCUACAGCUCCAACAGCAGGAGUGAAGACUUCCACUACACCUCCUCGGGAGGAAAGAUCCCUCUUCCUUCUAGCCUGAAGGAAUGGGGAGUGAAAAACGGAUACCUCCCUGUGGCUGGGAACAAGACCUUGGACCGUCACUGCAACCAGUGUGCCAUUAUCACCAGUUCCAGCCACCUCCUUGGGAGCAAACUGGGUCCAGAAAUCGACCGGACGGAGUGCACAGUCCGCAUGAACGAUGCUCCUACCACGGGGUACGAAGCAGAUGUUGGCAACAAGACCACCUUCCGGGUGGUAGCCCAUUCGAGUCUCUACAGGGUCCUGAAGAGGCCGCAGGAGUUUGUCAACAAGACUCCGGACAACAUCUUGAUCUUCUGGGGGCCUCCCGUCAGGAUGCAGCAGCUCUUCAACAAGGUCAUCCAGCGGGUCAGCACGUCGUUCCCCAACAUGUCAGCUUUCGUCGCUUCCAGCAAGCGCAUGAACCAGUUUGACAACCUGUUCAGGAAAGAGACCGGAAAGGACAGAGUGACGUCGCGCUCCUGGCUGAGCACAGGCUGGUUCACCAUGGUGAUCGCUGUCGAGCUGUGCGACAGAGUUCAUGUUUAUGGGAUGGUCCCCCCUAAUUACUGCACUCGUAAGAACCCCCUGCCCCGCAAGAUGCCGUAUCAUUACUACGAGCCGAAGGGCCCGGACGAAUGCUUCACCUACAUCCACAACGAGCGGAGCCACCGGGGCAACCAUCACCGGUUCAUCACCGAGAAACGGGUCUUUGCCAACUGGGCAACCCUCUACAACAUCACCUUCUCCCACCCGGACUGGGAUUAGCCCAGCACAGAAGUGCCGAGGGCACACGACGUGCCAAACCCUCCUGCUCCGGCGGGGGGAGUCAGUGGGGCUGCGGCCGCCUCUCCGCAUCCAAAAAUAGGAACCCUUGGAGCGAAGAAGCUGGUCUGGCGGCCGAGGGCUUCGGAUGGCCACCCACCGUCCGAGGGGGAACCAGAGCGACAGCCCGCCUUUCUGACACCCACAGACCCACUGAAUCAAGUGGACCGCCCAGCCAGUUCAGCGUCCCGUUGGAUUCCAGGAAGUCCAAAAACCAGGUGUGGACGCAGCAGCCUUCUCCCCACUCUCAACUGUAUUCUGUUUCUGCACACGGGAGGUUCCCUCUAGCUAUCCUAGUAGAAGCUCCUCCCACCCUUCUACUCAGAUGUCAAAAUGCAAGAGGGGAACUAGCUGGUACAGAGAAGGAACGACGGGAGACUGGGGCGUCCUGGAAGGGGUGUGUCAUCUCGCUCCCACUUUCCCCCCUCCUGGCUCGCUCACUGAGGUGGCUUCCCAAUUCUGGUCUGGACCUGGCCAAAGAGAAGCCCCCCAGCUGCUGCCGCUAACCCCGCUAGAGCUUUACCAGCCCCACUCCAAGAGCAGGGCGCCACGACAUCGGCAGGAGGAGGAGGGCGUGGCUCUCGGGGGCAGCGAGGGCUCGCCCUCAAACUGCCUGUCGAGGUCCCCGGUUUAACGUGCGUUUUCAUAGAAGCUCGAGCAGAGGCAGCGGAGAGGCCAGCGGCUUGUCCACGGCCGCUGACCGAGUACGAGGCAGAGGGGAGGCCCAGGCCUAAAGCCCCCACCCUCCCAAAUCUCCCAGGCUUGCAGAUGAAAAAGGAAGAUCCCAUUCAGACCGCCUCGCCAAGCAAUGUGCUUUCCCACCCAGCCUGUCGUUAGCAUUGCCAGAUGGGGUGGAGAUGGCAACUAGUUUGGGUACUUUUUGAAAGGGCCGGUCCGAGAGGCCGGCCAGGCGUUAUUCACGAUGAUAAAUAAGUGGAACCUCCCUCAUCAGAGGCAGUGAAUCUCUGAAAACCAGGGGGUCAUUAAAAAAACAAACCCGGGGAAAGUAGCAGCCUUGUUGCCCCGCUUGUAGGUUUCCAGGGGUAUCUGGCUGGGCCAGAUUCCCUGCGACCCGAAUGAAUCCCCACCCCCCACCCCCGAUCGUCCCCAAUUAA
Molecule: messenger RNA, 2320 nt
Organism: Gekko japonicus
Lineage: Eukaryota; Metazoa; Chordata; Lepidosauria; Squamata; Gekkonidae
Gene: ST6GALNAC6
Product: ST6 (alpha-N-acetyl-neuraminyl-2,3-beta-galactosyl-1,3)-N-acetylgalactosaminide alpha-2,6-sialyltransferase 6
Exons: 6
Coding region: 255-1148 (297 amino acids)
Biological process (GO): ganglioside biosynthetic process; oligosaccharide metabolic process
Molecular function (GO): alpha-N-acetylgalactosaminide alpha-2,6-sialyltransferase activity
Source: RefSeq, a predicted model, not a curated record